AUGGCUAGUGAUAAGGAAAUGGCAAAAGCGUUGAUGGCCGAAAGAGACGCCACCGAGAAGAAAAUAAACGCCAACUUCGAAAUUUUGAAGGCGGUUUGGCGAACUUUAGAGUUGUGGUCUGAAGUUUCGGGUUGUAGAACAACAGCACGAUGGAUUCGCCGUUGGUGGAUUCCGAAAACUUCCCGCUCAACAACAUCGACAUCUACGCGGUCCGCCACGCCCGUCACGACAUCAUCUGUUUGAAGUUUGCCCUCCACAAAGAAACUCAUUUUCGAAACUUGGAUUUCUCAGAAAAUGAAUAGAAAAGUUUCGACGAGAAGCCAAGAUGUUUUAAGUUAUGGUGAAUGAGACAUAUAGCAUUUCUAGCAGAAUUUGUGUGUCUUUAAAAAAAAAUGAUAAUUCAGUCGAGGUCUCGGCGCGAAGAACCUUUAGCAAAAAGAUGUGAAACCGUUUUUUUAUUUUUAUAGGCUAACAAGAAGUUAGUUUCUUCAUCUAUUAUCUGUUUUUAAAAAAAGAUUCAUGGGAGAAGAAUCAAAUUAGGCGCCUUGAAGAGACUUUUACAGCUUCAACUGAAGGAAUUUUAAUAUCCUCUCAUUUUUAAAAAAAGUCCAGAAACUAGUCUAAAAAAAUUUUUUUAGAUUUCGAUUAUGAAGUUUUUGUACAUGAAAAUGCCUGAAUAUCGCCGUUUUCUGAUCAAAUAUUUUUUUCGCUCGAUCCCUGCUCAAUUUCCAGAAAUUAACAGUCUUGUUUUUAUUUCAAUAAUUCAAAGAGCUGGAUAAAGAGAUUUAAAGAUUGGGAACUUUUAAGGAACGAUAGAGAGGAAAUAAAUCAGAAACUGGCCCAAUCUUUGGAAAUCGUUCAUCAGAUCGCCUUGGAGGAGAAGAAUGUGGGUGAUUGAAAUAUAAUAAGAUUUUCAAAGACUCAAAAACGAAAUAAAUAAACAAAGAGUUGCAUUUUUUUUCCAGAACGCGAUGGACACCUCGACAGAAGCUGGUGUCGAGAAACCCGUCCACAGGACAUCCAACGACCCUUUCGCCAAGGUUCGAGAUUGCAGAACCAAAACAUUUUUUUUUCUUAGUUAAUAAUUCUUGAAAGAAUUUUCGAUAAUGACGAGUUGAUAGAAGAAGAUAACAGUAAAUUUUCCAAAAAAAAAUCGAGUGAAAAGGUCGAGGCUUUGGUGUCGGAUGAUAAAGAUUUAGAUUCAUAAAAAAACGGUUUCGUCAGAAGCAGAGAGAAAUCUGAGUUUUGUCCUAGAAAACUUCCGAUUUGAUUUUGUUCUACCGCUCAAAAAUUGCUUAAGGUGUCCUCUGUGACGAAGGAUUCUCCGGCGUACGUUGGGGGAUUCGAAAAGGACGACCUUUUGAUCCAGUACGGCACCCUGCAUUUCGGCAACUUCCACGAAAUACAGCAAGUCGCUCAGGUCACCAAAGCCUCUGCAGACGUCAGUUCCUCUUCCGACUUCCACUCGAUCUCUCUAUCGAUUCAGAAGACGUUGCGGGUGACGGUGCUUCGCAACGACCGGCCAGUCCGUCUGGAGAUUCGGCCGCGACAAUGGUCCGGCCCAGGACUUCUUGGAUGCUCCAUCGUCCCUCUCUCCGCCAAUAAUAUUUGAAUUCACCGAUUUUAAAAUGUGAUAAACUUUACUGGUGUGUAAAUGGGACAUAAAGCUUUAAUUUAUAAAUCUAUUUUAUUAGUUUAAAGAAAUGGUUUCGACCAAAUUUUCUUCUUCUCAUGAUUCUUUUUAUUUAUCAGUUGAUGUUCUUUCAGAUGCAGAACCAGCUGAAGCAGUACGAACACUUGGUGGGCGGUUUCUGCGGCGGCAUGGCCAGUACUUUGGUCUGCCAUCCUCUGGAUCUUCUCAAAAUUCGAUUUUCAGGUUAUCAUCUUUAAAACUGGAAACUUAGCUGCUUAAAGAGAGUUCAAAAAAAAAAUGUCAAAAGUUCUAAGGAGUCAACAUUAAAUAGUUGAUAAUUUUUGAUAAUUGUCUCAAACUAAAGCUUAAUAUUUGAACUUUCCAGCCAAUGAGGGCAGCUCGCUACGUCCACAGUACAGUAGUUACGCCGACGCUGUGAGAAAGGUUCACUUUUGAUUUUUCCCAUCAAAAGUUUGGUUUUCUGAAAAUCAGCUGCACUAUUUUUGAUCCGAAGAAAAAUUUGUUUAAUUUUUAGAUCACAAGAGCCGAAGGCCCGAGAGGGCUCUACCAAGGCCUCACGCCAAAUCUUAUUGGCGCUUCUUUGUCGUGGGGACUUUAUUUUCAGUGGUGAGGAUUUUGGAAGGAGGAAAACUUGAUAUAUUAGUAGUUGGAGAACUACAGCUCUUAUCAUUACUUAAUUAAACGCUUUUGAAAGAAGAAACGCAAAAAGACUAUUAGAAAGAAAUGCAAUCAAAAGAAACUUUGAGAAACUCCUUCUUUAGAAGUUCCAGAGAAGAAAUCUCAAGACCAGAGCUGUGCUUUGGGCCAGCCGGGCUGGCCAUAGUGUUGCAACGCGGUCGCGAAGCGGCCGAAAAUUUGCCACUUUUCGAACUUUUUUGUCUCGAAAUUUUCACAGUGUGUAAAUGGGGGAGUGAGUGAUCGAAAAUGUGUUAUUUGGGAAAAUUAUGUGAUUUAAAUUAUGAAAUGAGAUGAAAAAAGCUCGCGAUUGCGACAAUUGUGGGCCGAUUCGGCCAUCAACCUCGGUCCAACGCACAGCUCUGCUCAAGACUCAUCUGCUCGAGAUUCGAUAGAUAAACCUACCUUGAACAUUAAUUUGCUAUCAGAAUAUUAUUAUUUUUAUAAUCAGAUUUAUCUAGGUACCAUUUCAUCAAAAAGAAUAUAAUCGACGGAUUGACUGGAAACGAACAAAUCGACAAUUUUUUCUCGGGUUUUCUCUCCGGCUCGGCGAUCAUGUGCAUUACGAACCCCAUCUGGGUGGCGAAAACCAGGUUUUUCGCCUCAUUUCGCCCAUAUUCGAUUCUUCAGGUUAUGCCUGCAAUACGAGACGAGUGCAACAAAAAACUACAAGGGAACUGUCGAUUGUUUGCGGAAGAUCUUAGCAGAAGAAGGUGUUCGUGGACUGUACAGAGUCAGUUUCUGGGAAAGGCAGCAGAAAUGAAUAUCGGCCGGUUGAGGGAUUCGUGCCUGGAAUUUUCGGAACGACACACGGCGCCCUGCAAUUCGCCACCUACAACUGGCUCAAAGACGUCCGCUGCCGACUCCGAAAUCAACCCAAAGACUCUUUUCUCGUAGGAUCAGCGUUUGAAAUGUGGCAAUCAACAGAAUUUCAGUCCCAUUCCGACUAUCUGAUAUGUUCUUCCAUGUCCAAGGUUUUCGCCACGACCAUCACUUUUCCGUAUCAACUAUUGCGCACACGAAUGCAGGUGCGUUAAAAGGAUGAAAAUUUUUUGGCGAAACUUCUUUCAAAAACUCCAUAGAUUUGAUGGUCUCCCGUUCGGCUAUCGAAAAACGAUUUCCGAGUAAUCAAAGACGCCUUUAUCGUCCAGGCAUUUGACGAAACAUUUUUCUUACUUCGUAUAAGCUUUCUUACCAAAUAAUUUUUUUUUUUCUGAACAAACUAGUUUCUUCAGUGGAAAAAAAUAAUAAGAGAAGUCCUCGGGAAAAAAAUGAAUGAAAUUUUCCGUUUGUUGCGGGAGGACUCUGUUUGGAAAGAAGUUUCAACGUUUUCGAUGGUUAAUUCACAUCUCACCAACUAAGCAUAACUUUUGAACUAUUAUUUUCGAUAACUUCAGGACCACAACAUUCAUUCUGGCGGCGUGUGGCAGACGACGCUGACAGCAGUGCGUAACGAAGGGAUUUCGGCCCUAUGGAAAGGAUGCCUCAUGGCCAACUUCAGACAGCUCCCGGCCGCCGUCGUCACCUUCUGGACAUAUGAAAACGUCAGACGUCUCAUAAAUAUGGGGUCUGAGAAAAGCUAA
Messenger RNA from Caenorhabditis auriculariae, 3912 nucleotides. The record is from the annotation of a GenBank genome assembly. NCBI's taxonomy places the organism in Eukaryota, Metazoa, Nematoda, Chromadorea, Rhabditida, Rhabditidae.